This is a messenger RNA of Caenorhabditis auriculariae, 5804 nucleotides long. Lineage: Eukaryota; Metazoa; Nematoda; Chromadorea; Rhabditida; Rhabditidae. The record is from the annotation of a GenBank genome assembly.
AUGCAUACCAAUCGUCAUCCGUUUGUGAGUGAAAAACUAUUGAAGGAAAUUUCCCGCGAUCGAAAUGAGCCCAGUCUGAAUCAGGUAAUUCCAGAAUUUUUGUCUAAUUUAAUUUUCAUUUCCGUCUAAGCCGCUGUCCUGGUCGCGCGAAUUCGAUCAGCACUUUCUUCUUGAGCUCAAGAAUCUUGCUGCGGACUGUGGAAUCGACAAGCAGGAGGAAAAAAGUUCGCGUAUCGGCAGGCUUUGGACCCGGUCAACUCCAGAAGAAAUACAGAUCUAAAUGAUUGUUUUAAGAUUCAAGCUACAAGCAAGAAAGUUCUACGCGCAGUACAUCGCAAGGUCGGUUCACUACGGACGGGUCUCUCAAUAUGCUCCAUACAUUCCAAACGGCCGUGAGUUUCAUUUAAAAGUUAUCUCCUCAAUUGGAAUUAUAAAGUCACGCGCAGCGGCUGUUAUGACAAAAAAAAAUAUGGGGAGAUUUCAUAAUACUUUUUCAGAAGUCUGAGAAGAAGACCAUCCAAACUGGCUGAGCGUGAGAUUUUUCCGAUAUAUUUUUGUUUUUCUCCCUUCGACUCAAUUAGAAGAUUCGUCGGAAAUUUUUCCCACCAAAUUUCUUUUGUUUUUGUUCUAAUAUCUUCGAAUUUUUGGUUACGAUAGAGAAAGUCAUCAUUUCAAGAUUGAUUGAAAAAAACAAUGGUUAACUAAUGCGAACUCUGGUGAAAAAAACAAAUUCAAUUUCACGUAUUUUUUUACAUUCUCAAUAUUUUUUUAUCAUUUUACUGUUUGUUUAAUCAUUUUUUUACGCGUUUCUCAUAUUUUUUUCUCACAUCGUUUCUUAUACGUUUCUCAUAAACAUUUUUUUAAACCAAUAAAACUGUGCCGUUAUUCGAACUUUAUGCAACUUCAGGACUCAACUGUCGCAAUUUUUGAGACAAAAAAAGCUUAGCUUUUUAUUUUAAAGAAAAAGUUCUUAAAUUAUAAGAAAUAUGGGACUUUAGUAUCGAAAAAAAUUUCAAACUGGAGGCAUUUUUUUGUAUUUUUUAGAACAAAAAAAGAUGAAUAUUUUUUUCUUUGCAUGAAACAAAAAUCAAAUAAAUUUGAAUAACAUUCAGAUGAGCUUCGAAUAGGGGAUGAGUAUUUCGGAAAUAGAGAUCAAUCGGUAAGACCAAACAACACAAAAGUUGUGGGCUUUUUUACGAUUCAAAUAAAUGAAAGUUCAAACCGCGAGGCAAUUAAAUAAAAAAAAUUGACAACUGAAAGUGGGAAACCGGGGCUUAACUAAAAAAUAAAAAUAAUAGGACUUCUACAGUACACGGAUAAUUCUCGUCGUCAAAUAAGAUUUCAUCGAUUCCGGUUAUCGACUCGGCUCAACGGUACAGAAGUGUGGGAAGAACAAGAAGGUUGGAGAACAAAUGGCGGAGAAUAGAUUUAAGUAACACUGUGUCACCUGGGAAAACAAUAAAGUCAUAAAAUACUCUAUGGAAUGAAUCUCAAUGAUCGUUCUCCGUUCCUGCGAAUGUGGUGUUUUGGUUAGAGCUGUAAGUUCAAGAUAAAUUAGUAUCUUCAUGGUCCAAUAUACGUCCUGGUUUUGCAAAAAUAAUUCAAAAAGUCGCAAACUUGGUCAUUUUUUCUAAAACUUCAAUGUUCUGGCUCGCCCGACAAUAACCUCCGCGCAAGGCCUGAGGUUAAUGAAGAGUACACAAUUCCAAUACUCCUAUACUCCAUUUUCACAACUUGAAACGGCUGUUUUUCAUAGUAGAUGCUUAUUCGGAAUAUAAAAAAGAUCGAAAAAGGGUUAAAAUCUCCAAAAUGGCCUACUUCAUCAAUAUUUAGAGUCUGAUUUGUCUUCGAGGUGUCUUCGAUUUAAAACUAGAAGUCGUGAAGGUUGCGAUUUUCAAAAUUUUUAUCUGGUACAUGAAGGAAUGUUCUGACAAAAUUUCAUAAGAUUCCCAAUCGCUUGAGGGAAUGGCUUUUAUUGUCAGAAAGCGAUUGUGUAAGAAUUAUUAAGUUGGUAAAUACAAAAGGAGUUCAAUCAAAAAGUAACGACAAAGGUAGAUAAGAAUAAAAAAAAGAUAACGGGGAACAUUUUUUCAUAAUUUCGAAGUUUGAGCUGAGAUUUUUGAAUUCAUCGUCCAUUUUUCGCAAUAACCUACGCUUUUCUUUGGAUAAGAUGAGCUAUGAUUGUGAAAAAAUUGAGUUUAUUCUAGAAACUUUUGGCUUUUAGGCGCAUUUGCAGGAUUCACCCCUCCUUCUAUGUGGGAAAAGUUUUCUUUUUUCAAAAAGUUAGAGCUUCGGAGAGAGAAUCGGUAGCAAAGUUCAUUCUAUGGGCAAACGAACUAUUUUUCUAGGCCUUUGAUGGAAGAGCCGCACCUCCUCCUUGCAAGACCCAGAGCUGAGGAUGCCGCCGGUACAAAACAAGGCUUUUUUGAGACCAAGAUAUUUUGAGUCAGAACAAUGAUUGGUUCGUUGAUCACUUCGAUUGAGAGAAAAAAUGCAUUUUACGUUUUUACCUCCCAGCCGAGCCAUAAGACUGCAAAGCUCAUAAGCUGAUAUCAUUUUCGUUUACAUUUCUAGUCAUCAAACAUUUUAGAACAACUGGAGAGACGAAGAAAGAAGGGAACGCGAGCAGCGACAGAAACAAGAUCUCCGUGACUUACAUACUGCUCUUGUAAGUAUCUUUUACCCAUAUAGGAAAAGUUCCGGUAAAAGUGAAAUUUGGUUUCUUUGAAUGACUUGAAAAUCUUGAUUUUCCUCUGAGUUGGAUGAGAAAUUAGCAAACCUAAUUGGUCCAAAAACUUCAAAAGGCCGUUUUGAAACGCCACACGUCUCAAAACAACGCAAAAAAGACGUUUUAGCUUACUGUUUCUCAGAAAACCUCAACUAAGGUUCUGAGGUUGGUCUAUUUUAUCUAGGUGAGAUGUGAAACUUUUUUUUUCCGGAUUCCUUGUGAUCCGUUUUGAAAAGUUUGAAAAACUUAUAUAAAUAUAUGGUACUGCUUGUUAUUAGGAAGUCAUUUUCUUUUAGGAAGAGAGAGGUUUUUAAAAAAAACAAUUGCUUCAUCAAUUUCUCACUUUUCAGUUCGCCCCUCUUGGAAAAGCAAAACCGACGUUUCGCAGAAGAUCAACGCCCAUUUUGAAGAUAUAAAACUCCAAGAAGAAAAUUAUUUGAAACUUUAUUUGAUUUUUUUAUCUGAAAAAAACGUUUUACAUGCCUUAUCUCAAAUUAAUGUCUCUGAAGAAUCCAUUCAAAUCUGUUGCUUCAUGUAAACAUGCAUUGAAUUCAUUUUUUUGAUAAAAAGGUUCGAAGAAAAAUUUUUGAAAGGAAAGAAAAAAAUGAAUAGGUGGAUUGUGAUAGAUGAGGCUCAUAGUAUUAUAAAGUAUAUAUGCGCAAAAAACCAAAAGAAUUUUUAUGAGCCCACCUGUAACUUCAGGUCAAAGGUCGAAAAAAUGGCAACGUGUUUAAAUUUUCAAUGUCAUGUUACACGUGUAUUUAUUGAGAUAUUCUGAGCAGUGAAAAAAAAAUCAGUGCAGGGCAAACAUUUUGUCGUUAUUUCGGCGAAGAAAGAACUGACAAAGGUAAAACAAAAAAGUUCCUUUGAGGAUCCUCAAAGGAUCCCGAGUUUCUCUAAAACAUCCUCAAAUUUUUUUAGUUGUUUCCAGUAUUCUUUUUGUUAAAGGAUGUGAAGAAAAUGCAAAAAAGGAAUAAAAUGAUAUAAAAAAGUUUUGCUAGGGACCCUUUCAAGGUCUUUUUUAGAGAAAAUCUUUUGGGGAGCUUUUCAGCUUUUCCCGAGGAGCGUAAAGCCCUGCUUUACUGAAUUGAGUUGUCAAGGAUCCAAUCGAAAGGCCUUUUUAGAACCUUCUUCUUCGUUUUUAGUUGUGUUUUUGGUCUUCCGAGCUCUACGUUAUCUGGAAAAUAUUGAAAUCAUGACGCACGUUCUCGACGGUAUUGAAGCACUACCGAGCAAUAACUCCCAAAAAAGUUCAGCUGUCGAUCCGCCCAAAUUGUUCGAAAAAUGAAGCUCAAAAAGUUUUUAAUGCGAUUCAUGAGCAUUUUCCUGGCUAGAAAUGGAAAUGGAAAGCCAAAUAUUGUGCCUAGUAUAUAGUUUAAUAAAACUUUCUUACUUUUUGAAGUUCGUUAUGAAAGUCAGAUGAAGCUUUCUGAAAACAAGUUUCAAGCUUUUCGUCAAGAAUGAAAAUUGAAUUGAAUAUCUUGACGUGUUUUUUGAAAGGUAAUUACAAAUGGUUUCUUUAGAAUAUCGUUGAAAUUAACUGAAAAAUGGUUUCUUCAGGAAAUAAGUUCGAAAAAAGAGCGAGGAAUGGAAAAUGUGUGACAUGAUCUUCCUUCUACUUCUUCUGCUGCUCUUGGUUUCAGAACAGCAACGAGCGAAGUGGAAAUCAAGCGGCGACAGAACGAAUAUUGGAAGGAGUUACUUUAUACAAAAAACUCUUUGGGAAAAUCAAAAAAAGCAAAAAAAACUUAAAAAAUAAUCAUGAACCAGAAUAAAAAGUAUUUAUUUAACUGGUUACGACUAAAUGUGAUUUCAAAGCCAAAGAUUGAGUUUUUUUCGAAUUCUCUUUUAUCUUCAGUUUCAAAUUUUUUUAUUCUCCUCUCUGAAAUCUGAACAAAAAAAUAAAAUGAAUAAAAUUUCAAAAAGUCAAUUUUAGAAUUAUUUAGAUGAUUUGUGAAAAUGGCUGAGCUUCAUUUUUUUAUAUAAGCUCAAGUAUUGAUAUUGAUUAUUUUGAAUAUAAAAAGUGUAUACAUAUGAGAAAAUAGCAUCAAAGUUCAAUUUAAAUACGAGGUUUUCGACGGCGAAAAUUCUUUUUUUUUUGAAUACUUUCAGGAUGCUCAAAUUAUAAAACUCAUUCAUGAUGAAAUAGAAAAAAAAGAAUAUGCAAUACGAACAAAAAAAUUUGUGUAUAUUUGACUUGCAGGAACAAGGGACAGUUUCGAUCUACAUCUUUGUCGUAUUUUGACCUCUUGCGUCUUUUUUGUGGCCACAUCUCUACGCUCCUAUCCACCUCUUUCGCAUUCUUUACUCACGCAUCUUUUGGGUUUUCAAGACGUUUUUUGGCCCUCGGUUGAACUUUUGAUGAAAUUUGGCUAGAAUGAACAUCCUGAUUCUAAAAUGAAAAAUAUUUUUAUUUUCCGAGUGAUGACGCUUCAAAACUCUCGAAACAUGUUUUUUGACCUUAUUUGUGUAAUUUGCAAGUUUUAAAGUUUGGUUAUUUUUCAAAAAAAUUCAUUGAAAUAAAAAAAGGUAUUAAAAAAAUUUCAUCCAAGUUUCGUCAAAAAGUUCAACGGGGGUCAGAAAGCGUUUCCUUUUUCGUGUUUUUUUCAGCAUCUUCCUCGGAAAUGUUGCGAGAAGCGAAUGCCUCUUUUUACGGCAAUGUUUUAUAUCAAGGUAUCCCAUUAAAAAUAUUGCAUUACAUUGUGAUUUUGAAGUUAUUGAUGACGUUCCCAAGUGGCAUGAAACGAUUAAAUCGUUGAAAAAAGUGAUGUUAGAACAACAAAGUCUGAGCCAGUAUGGCAAUUGGGACAUCAAACUUUUUUUGCGCGGAGGUAUGCUUAUCAGUUCCGAUCUCAAGUUUUUCUAACUACAACUAUGAUCUAUUUUGAAAUGAUGUUUUCAAAUUAAAAAUCCCUCGACAAAACUUGAGAUUGAGAUAUCUGAAUAAAAUUGAAAAAGAGAAAAUUGAAAAAUUACAAGUUCAGGCCGAGUUCGCGUUGGCGUCGAAGGAACUGGUGAAUUUCUUGAACCGCCUGAAACGAGAACACGGCUUCAGGUCAACGUUGCCGUCAGUUGA